AUGCAGUGGGUGUGCGCUGUGUCCGCAGGGCCGUCGCACUGGUCGGAGGCUUACGCGCAGUGUGCGGGCAAGUACCAGAGCCCCAUCGACAUCGAGGAGCACCUGCUGCGCCACGUGACGCUGCCGCGCCUGCGCUUCGGCGGCCUCGACGCGCAGCCCGUCACCAGCACCCUCUACAACAACGGCCACACCGUUAUGCUCGAAUUGAAUACCUCAAAGGAAGCAACUGUAGAAGGCGGUCCCUUAAAUGGAAAGUACAUUUUCAAGCAACUGCAUUUCCACUGGGGAGCCAACAGUUCUGUAGGUAGUGAAGCAACGGUCAAUAACCACAGUUUCCCCAUGGAAUUGCACAUGGUAUUUUAUAAACAAUCAUAUGGGUCUAUGGAAGAAGCUAUGAGAUAUCGAGAUGGGUUAACUGUAAUUGGACUCUUUUAUGAGUUAUAUGGUCCAGGCAACACAGUUUACAAUGAAAUUGUUGAUGUAUUGCCUGAAGUUACUCAACCACAUACAAAUGCACGGCUCCACAAACCCAUUACAUUGGAUUCACUUUUGCCUGAGAAUCGUAUGAAUUACUUCACUUACAAUGGGUCUCUAACAACUCCCCCAUGCCUGGAAGUGGUCACAUGGAUUGAAUUUAAACAACCUAUUUUGCUCUCUGAAGCACAGGUUGCAGCAUUCAGGAAUCUUCAUUCACCUGAAGGAUUAAUGACUCAUAACCACAGACCUGUACAAGAACUUAGUGGUCGGCUGGUUCUUUUCAAUAUGGGAGAAAUAGUAGAAAAAGACAACGGUUCUGCAUAUGUCACUGUGAAUUAUCUGAUGUUCCUAAUGUCUCUCACCAUCAUUUCAAUGUACCAAUGAAAUUAUCCUUAUUCUAACACUCAAUCACAAUCAACGACAAGUUCUCUUGAUGUAACCUUUAUAGAAUUCGGUGCUACAAAGCAAGCCAUAAUGUGAACACUUCAAAGACCUUCCAUCUCCAUCAAGACAAACCCAUAUUAAAAGAGUAUU
Gryllus bimaculatus (two-spotted cricket) is the source of this 1011-nucleotide messenger RNA. The record is from the annotation of a GenBank genome assembly. Lineage: Eukaryota; Metazoa; Arthropoda; Insecta; Orthoptera; Gryllidae.